Wyeomyia smithii (pitcher-plant mosquito) is the source of this 6493-nucleotide messenger RNA. RefSeq lists its product as uncharacterized. Gene Ontology annotation, biological process: microtubule cytoskeleton organization. Gene Ontology annotation, cellular component: cytoplasmic microtubule; cilium. The transcript is spliced from 10 exons. The record is from RefSeq and is a predicted model, not a curated record. Lineage: Eukaryota; Metazoa; Arthropoda; Insecta; Diptera; Culicidae. Gene Ontology annotation, molecular function: microtubule binding. Bases 232 to 6366 code for a protein of 2044 amino acids.
UCGCGAACCGCCGUGUUGAUUACCUUCGGGUGAAGAAAUUUAGACGUCUGGAAACAUUCAUCUCCUGUCACUCGUACGAAUCGGUGUGUUCGGAACUUACCUUAUUUUUCAGCUCUCCACUGCCAAAGUGGCGGCAGGCAGAUUGUGCUAAGUUAUUUUGACAUUACGCGAUGAGUGCGUGAGGUGUGCCGUUCGCCGCAGCCUACUGUGAAGCGAGUGAAGCAAGUGAAAAUGUUCUUUCGAAGAGUGUUUGCGAAAAAUAAUAGCAGCUCUUCGACAAGUGGGGAAGGCUCGAGUAAUUCGUCGAACAAUGCAUCGGGUACUUCCCCGGCCCGCUAUCGACGGGUGCUAAACGUCGAGGAUAACCAGCGGGUCCUAUCGGUGCUGCAGUUAACGCCCCUCUGGGAGUAUAUCAUCCGGAACAAUGAGCUCCCGGUGGGACUUAAUAUGAACGAACUUUUUCGGGAGUUUCUCGAACGGUUGCAUGAUCCCGAGUACCAGGUGCGGCAGCAUUCGCUGCGAGUUUUAAUUGAUGUGCUGAUUGUGCUUCGCGAUGAGUCCGACGUGUACUUCGGGCCUUUGUUACCUCCAAUCAUUGACAAUCUAGGCCAUCCUUCGCCAGCGGUGAGGAAGGGUGCCCUCGAUGUGCUAAAGGUUUACAUCGCACAAACUAAAAUGCCGGAAACUGUGAUGUUGGAGAUUAUGAAUUACGGCAUGGAUCGGAAUCCGAAGGAUCCCCUCAGUACGAGAUACAUUGUCGGUGUGAUGCUUGCCUUACCGUCACUGAUCCAGCCGGCGAUCUUGACCGCGAAGCGUACAUUUAUUUUACGUGCUGUUAUCAAUGCUUUGGGUGGUAAAAUGGUUCAGAUUACUUACCAGGAAAUCGCACUGAAGAUUUUGCUUAAAAUUAAGAACACAAUCGGCUCGCGGGAGUUCUAUGAGUGUAUUUCAAUAUCCUACCGGAGGGAUUUUGAUUUGUUGUGUAAUGUCUACGGGUUGCCGAACCCUCCGAAGAGUCCCCGGCGGGAAAAUGUUAUCAACUUGACUCCACCCGGUUCGGAGUUACCAAUGAGAAAAUCUUGGAAACCGCAUGUACCCCAAGUACCCACUACUGAAGUCCAUCGGCCAACGCAGCCUCUAUCGCCGAAGGCACAGCGGUGGAAAUCCGGUAGCUACAAUGAUGUGUCUCGGCUGGACAGCCCGGAGGACCGGAUCAAUCGCAGCACGUACGCUAUCAGUAAGCUUCCCCAACAUGGCAGCUCGGUUGUUCGGCGGGUGAGUGUUGAUAACAUUGAUCGAAUCGAUGAUUCCAAAGUGAUCAUGGAAACAGAGAUAAAGAUCAACAAAGAAUCGGUUACAAUGCGCAUUUUGGAAGCGGAAAAUUUGCAGUCUAUUAGUGAUGAAAGUGAUGAGGAUAUCUCCAAACGGUACGGAAUUGUGCGGGUGUUGACUGAUAGUGAAAUAGAUGAAAGUGUCGGUACUAAAGCUACUUCUAGUGUGCUUCAGGAACAGUCUUCCGAUGAGUACGUAAGAAGAACUCCCAGAAGGGUGCGUUUCGGUGGGGAGAUUGUGAAAAUGAGGACACCCGAUAGUGACACGUUCGAACACAGUGAUCAAGACGGUUUGACGGUUUCUCAGUCGUCGAGUUCUAGUGCACAUUUGAACAAUCAAAACUCUUCGGUAACUGCUAGCUCUUCCACCCGUUCGUCUCCUGUGAUGCAACGCUCCGCACUGAAAUCUUCUUCGAUCUCUUCAGCCGAUCACUCGUCCUCGUCGCUCAGGAGACAGUACUCACAGUCAGCGGACACCGAGCGAACCUCACCACCGAUUAGCAGCGAGUAUAUUACAAACCAUCAGAGAUCCAUAUCGGCCAAAAGUAGCAGUUAUUUAACUACCGAUGAUAUUCCAAAUCCUCGACAAGCUGCUUUUGCCCGACGGCGAAGUGUAACCUUCGACGAAGAUGAAAUGCGAACUUCGCUUUUAUCAAUGACAACCCUGGAACAGUCAAAUUCAAUCUCACCUACACCGGAGCCCCCUGAAGUUACGAGGCAACCCACAGAAAGGCCAAAAACUUCAAGGCCAAGAUCCGGACGAACACCAGCUAGCCCAAAAAAUGUUCCUAACCAAUCACUGCCAACUGAUGAACCGCAACCAGUAGCAGACGAAGAAAAACCGGGAAAUAAAUCCCAUCCCGGAACACCGGACAAUCAGAGUCACCCUGAGCCGCCAGAAACUAAUCACACUCUGGUGGAAAAAAUCGAAGAGGUCAAGCAAGCCAUUCAGGGCAUUGAGGAGAAGAUCAACAACGUUGUACUGAUGCAUGUCGAACCCAUGAUCGAGCUCCCAGCAAGCCCCUCAAAACUGCAGAAAACAGAAUCCGCCGACUCGGCAACCAUAGCUUCACCGAAGCUACACACACCGAACCUUUCCUUGGAAGUACUACUGAAAACCAGCACCGAUACCAAGGAGAAUCUACAGUCUAAUGACGGUGUCGGAGAGAAAAAUGACGAAAAGGAUUAUACCAAGGAACUAAACAUCGACAUCCCCUGCGAGGAGAAAAUUAAUAACAAUGACCCGCCCCCGGCGGAAAAGCCUCCGGCGACAUCCAAGAUCCCCAAAAUGGUCAAAACGGGCGUCCCAAAGUUAAACACAAUGCCGUCCCCUAGGAGGUUGAAAGCUCCACCGAGAGUCGACGGUUCAACGUUAUCCCCCGGGAAGCUACUGACCGUGGACAAUAGUAGCCGGUCCCGACGCCGGACUCGAUCGGCAACUUCGGUAACCUUUAAACGAAGCACCUACGUGAGUCCUUCGUCUCUGAGUCCGGCACAGCACAGUGGCAUAGAGAUGAUCCACAACCUGGUUCGAAGUCCGUCAACCUCACCUAACCGCGUUCGGCGCAAAAACUCCACCACAAGCGACAAAAAUAACAACAGUCUUGAAGUGAACAAUCUGAACGGAACGAAGAGCGACAAGUGCGUCAACGUCAACGAGGAUGACAUUUUCGAUAUUUACGGCAAGACGAUAGCUACUCAAACGUCGGUGGAUGAAACCGUACCGCCGUCCGGAACCGACAACGAGUUUGUUCGACCUCCGGAUAAAACCGCAGAUAUUGUGAACAAUAAUCUCCCGACAGUAGCUCCACUUACCGACGGAUCGUCUCGUUCAAGCUCGCCAAAAGUGCUGCUUCCUAGAAUCAUCCACUCGUGGGAGGAUCUGGCCAUCGUGGAUCGAUCAACGCUUCUUCAGCUGAAAAGUGGAGACUGGCGGAUACGGUCGGAAGGUUUCUGCGCCAUCGAAGAAUCACUCAAAUCGUCCGACAAUCUGGCCAAGGUUCAACCGUACCUGGAGUCCCUGCUGCGAACGUUACUGUCAUCCGAGCGAAACCCGGACGUCAUCGAGGACAAGGUGCGAAUGAUGGUCAACUUGGUCUCGCGGUUGCCCCUGGAAAACCUUGAAGAUCGUGUCCAGCAGAUUAUGAUCGGUCUGUGCCGGCAGGGCGGUCCCGGGAGCAACAAUGUCGCGAAAGCGCUCAUGCAACGGCUUCCGACGGCGGCGAUUGUCCAGCGGUUGCUGUCCGAUGAGUUUCUCCAUGCCAAAAGUUCGAAGUUUCGUGAAAAUGCAUUGCAAAUGGUUCUGUUUGCUCUAAUGACAUUCCCCAGCACGUACUUCGAUAUCAAAACAUUGAUAGCGAGAGCCACCGAGGCAGCACUGGACCGGAAGAAACGAGUGCGACAUGGUGCCCUCGAUGUGCUAGCCGUGUUAGGCCAAAUCAGUUCGCCUAAACUGGUCCUAGACGUAGUGUGUACCUCCGUGGCCCAACGUUCGGACGGCAAUCAUUUGAUAGCGGCCGUAAAGGCUCGACUCGCCCGCAAGCAGCUUCCCUUUAUCGGACCGGACGGCAGCGUGGAGUACGCACUUAAGGUUCCCUCCUGUCGGAACAGUACCGUUAUCAUGUUUGGGGCCGAUGUUGACUGGAUCGAAUCGGGCAGCGGAUCGGCAUCGCCAACGUCGGUUCGAUCGACCAAAAACUAUCCCAGUUUUCAGGUGGAUAAUGGGUCCUUUGAUAAUGAGUAUAAGAGAAAACCGAGCUUCCAGGUGUUUGACGAAGUAAAACAGCCAAUCGAAAGCAGUAAAGUUAUUACCUCCGGCUGGGCGUCCAAAAUUCCAGUGAGCCAAACGGACAAUAAUAUUGCCGCUAACAGCGGAUCGAGACCUUUCUAUGGCAAUUUGCAAUCACGGUCAUAUCCGGAGCUGCCAGCCGAGCAGCAGCAACAGCAGCAGCAGCAGCAGCGAAAAGUCUCCACCCUGAAUGGCGGCAGCAAAUCGCAACCAAACGGAACCGGUAACAUACGAGCUGGCAAACAAGCAUUCAAUUCAAGGUUUCCCGAAAUGGACCACCUGAAGCAGAACGGACGGAUGAACGGUGGAAUGAGCGUCAACCCGUACGAAAUGAAGCCUAGCCGGCCGAUGCGCAGCAGGCUGUGCACCAGGAUGAGUGACGGUUUCAUGAGUGACACGAUUGCCAAUGCCAAACGAAUCCUGCAGAGCGACUCCCGCCCAUCGACGGAUCCAGCCAUUGAUAAUGGAGCGAUUCGCCAAUCACGGAAUGGAAUGAGGUUUUACAAUCCCAACAUGAUGAGCAGCAGCAACAAACAACAAGUGAACACGCAUGUGCAGAAGCUGGAUCUGGAUCAGCGUCCCAAUUUAUCACCGAACAAAAACUACGGCAACGUCGGUCACUACCAAAACAACAAUAACAACAGCAACCACCACAACAGCAGUGGACGUUUCUUCGCCACGGCAGACACCACCGAGACACCGUGUCGGCCGCGCUUCCUGGGGGAGGAGGCAAUGGGCGAAGGUGCCAGCAGCGGAAUCAAUCAGGAGAGCUACAUUAUUCAUCGUGACGAACAGUACGAUAGUGAGAACGAUGAAAAGUCUAGCAAUGACUCGACCUCGACACGAAUCAUCUCCAACAGCACAUUUAACUUUGGCAGCCAGGGCAGCGACCACUAUCCGCCCCAAUCCAGCCACCCCCCGUCGAUUCUUUCCUCGCGACCCCAAUCGGUCGCGUCACGAAAAUCGGCCGGUUCUGGCAUUCUAAAAACUGACGGUCGACUGUCAAGAACAAGCAACAUUUCGGGCAGUAAUCCAUCCCUGAGACAAACCACUGAUAACGCCUCCGUCCGAUCUAAUCGCUCCGCCAAAAGUAGACAAACUGAUAUGUGGUACGAACGGGAAGGAACUCCGGUACGGAGCGAAGAUGUGAUAAGCUCUAAUCAGGUGCAAUAUGAGUCCGAUUAUGAUGACGAAGUCGAAGAAGAACUUGUGGUAGAACAGAAACGUACGAUAACUCCCAAACGAUUCCCUACUCCUAGUCCCCAUCCGCUCCAGACUUCAUAUUCAACCGAAGAACUGUCCAACACCAACUACCAUCAAGUGGAAGAUACCGAAAUAUCCCCACCUAAAAGCCGAAUACAGUCGGCUAGUUUGAGUAAUUUACAGCAGCUUGAAGACGCCGACAUACCGGAACCGCCGAUGCCAGCGAAGAAAAUCCUAAAGAAACCGUAUCUCGCACGAAAAACCAGCAGAGUAGCCCCCGUCAAAGCUGUGGUCACUGGCAUCAAGGUUAAGAACAAGAUGAAUGAGAUUCUCUUCCAAAAAAAUAUGCGAAAAUUUGAUAAACCAAAGGAUGCUCUCGCAAACUGUAUCCAACAUCUGGAGAGUCCAAACUGGGAGCAGAACGUCAGUGGACUGCAGUUUUUCGUCCGCCUCAUUCGCCACCAUCCGAACAUCAUAGAUUCGCAGAUUCAUCUCCUAUCGGCGGCAUUGGUCAAACAGGUUCGCAACUUGCGCUCCCAGGUGGCCCGGUCUGCCUGCCAGGCAUCGGCGGAAUUCUUCUCCACCCAUCGGCGCUGUAUCGAGGGUGAAGCGGAAGACAUCGCUACCCACUUGCUGCACCGUACGGCUGACACGAACAAAUUCCUACGUGCCGAUGCGACUCACGCGUUGGAAUCGAUGUGCGAUAAUCUGUCGCACUCGAAGGUUAUUCACAUAAUCGCGUUCAAGGGUGCGACCCACCAGAAUGCCGUGGUCCGCACGACAGCCGCCAAGCUGCUGGAUAAAAUCGUUCACCAACUUGGCCCCGAUAAGGUAUUCUCACUGCCCAAAGAAUCCCGGGACAAGCUGGUGCUGACCGGGGCACAACUGCUGCUCGAGGGUUCCCUCGAGACGCGCAACUACACCAAGAGCAUGUUCAAGCAGCUCUCGGAGCACCCGAACUACAACAAAGUAUUACUGGAGGUUAUUCCGACGCGCAUCUACCGGAACAUUGAGAAAGCGCUGAAGAGUAUCCGCCAGAUGUAGACGGUAGACGAGAGAGGGUUCUUGUGCUGUUGAUGCGAUGUUAUUGAUGUAGCACGAAGUUUAGAAUAAAGGGUUAUAUUUUGCUUAAUUUUUUUUUCUAAGGUAUGUGGUAAUAAUAACUGUACAA